This is a messenger RNA of Pteropus alecto (black flying fox), 1903 nucleotides long. It is a transcript of the gene DNAJB9, whose product is annotated as DnaJ heat shock protein family (Hsp40) member B9. Gene Ontology annotation, cellular component: endoplasmic reticulum. Gene Ontology annotation, molecular function: misfolded protein binding; protein-folding chaperone binding. The record is from RefSeq and is a predicted model, not a curated record. Lineage: Eukaryota; Metazoa; Chordata; Mammalia; Chiroptera; Pteropodidae. Bases 187 to 855 code for a protein of 222 amino acids. The transcript has 3 exons.
AUAGGGGAGCGUUUCGUGUAGGUCGUCUCCAGAGGCGGAGGCGCCUUCAGCGGCCGCUCGGCAGUGGGGAGCCGGCUGAGCGGGGACUCGGCGGCCGCGGCGGCAGGAGUGGGGUGAGGUCCGUGUACCAGCCGCAGUGGGGCGAGCGCGGGCUCCUGGAGGCCGCGGGGGCCGGGGUUAUUAGAAAUGGCUACUCCCCAGUCAGUUUUCAUCUUUGCAAUCUGCAUUUUAAUGAUAACAGAAUUAAUUUUGGCCUCCAAAAGUUACUAUGAUAUCUUAGGUGUGCCAAAAUCGGCAUCAGAGCGCCAGAUCAAGAAGGCCUUUCACAAGUUGGCCAUGAAGUACCAUCCUGACAAAAAUAAAAGCCCCGAUGCUGAAGCAAAAUUCAGAGAGAUUGCAGAAGCAUAUGAAACACUCUCAGAUGCUAAUAGGCGAAAAGAGUAUGACACGCUUGGACACAGUGCUUUCACUAAUGGUAAAGGACAAAGAGGCAGUGGAAGUUCUUUCGAGCAGUCAUUUAACUUCAAUUUUGAUGACUUAUUCAAAGACUUUGGUUUCUUUGGUCAAAACCAAAACACUCGGUCCAAGAAGCAUUUUGAAAAUCACUUCCAGACACACCAGGAUGGCUCUAGUAGACAAAGGCAUCAUUUCCAAGAGUUUUCUUUUGGAGGUGGACUGUUUGAUGACAUGUUCGAAGAUAUGGAGAAAAUGUUUUCUUUUAGUGGUUUUGACACGACCAGUCGGCACACAGUACAGACUGAAAAUAGGUUCCAUGGAUCUAGCAAGCACUGCAGGACUGUCACCCAGAGAAGAGGAAAUAUGGUGACUACGUACACCGACUGUUCGGGGCAGUAGUUCACGUUCUGUUCUCACUAAACCCAGCUAGUUGACUGUUCUUCAGUAUCUUUGAUGCAAAACAAUUUUCUGUGAACUCUUUUGACAAAUGCAUGAUUUCACUUAACUUGAUAUAGCUAUUAAAUAUAUUUAAAUUGUUUUUGACAAACGAAGCAACAUUCAGUUAGUAGAGAAAUAGUUAAUUAUUAAUUUCCCUGAUUAAGAAAGGUUCUUUAAAAAAAAAAUCUGCCCGGUUUUCUUUUUCUCUAUCUGCCCUUGAGCUUAUUAAUGUGGACAGUUUUAUUACCAAGAAAAGAUCAAAUUUGCCUGAUACAUAUUUAAAGGUUAAACUUUAAAAGUCAUUGUAGAUUUAAAUUGUGUGACCUUGACCGAUUUUUGCCAUGAAACCUUUCUAAUUAAAAUUGCAUGCUCUGUAGCAUCUCUGACUUGGGUUGCUAAGUAUACGUGAAACUGAAUAAUGAGUCAUUCAGUAAAGGAUGGCAGCAGUACGUUGGUUAAUUUCCACCGAAAGCUUCAGAAAGGCAUGGUUUGAUAUUUACCACAGAACCAUGCUUUUCUAGAGUCGAAUUGCAGUAAAGGAAGUGAUUGCUCAUAGUCAUUUAAGCUGAAAGUUGAAAAUUAAUGAAAUAUUGUCAAGAAAUUGUUACAUGUUUGGAUCCUGGCUAAUGAUUUUGUAAUGUUGGAAUCAUAGCUACUUUCUGUAUCUUCACAUUUCUUUCUUUCUUAAUUGUUGGCUCUCUCGGGCUUAAUAUGGAUUUAUGUCUUUUUUGUGUGUGUGGUUCCUCUUUUUUGCACUCAUUAUCUACAGAUUGACUAAUACCUCAUUCUGUUUGUAAGAACAGCCAGUAAUUUCUGCGCAACUUUAUUAUGUGCAAUAUUUUUAAAUCCUAAGAAAUACGUGCUUUUGUUUUCAGAUAGACCUAUUUCUUUAGUUCCGCAUUUUUCCACGUUAUACUCCAUAUGAGUAUUAAUCCUAUGGAUACCUAUUAAAGUAGUUAAUGUCUCAUACAACAUUGUGAGUGAGAGAAAUAUAAUAUUUACAAUAUGA